AUGGAAGAAGAAUUAGAUAUGUCAUUUUUCGAUGUUGAAGAUUUAGUAGAUGAUGUUGUCGGUGUCGACUUCAAUAUAGUUGCACAAUUACAUCGACAAUUACAAUUACGCACAGCCAUAGCUGAGCUAACAAUGUUAUGCAUUGUUGCGCAUGCGUUGAAUAUAUUGAACAUAUAUUCUACGUCAAGAAAUAGUAUUACAGAUUUUGUUCCAGACAGAGAUCGUCGCCGAGAGCAGCUGAUGUCUUACCUAGUGCAUACAAAUAGAUGUCGCGACGUUAUUUGGAUGGGACCAGAGGCAUUUAUUAACCUAUGUCAGCGCUUAAGGGAAACUGGGUUAGUGAAAGAUGUUGUAAGGUGCACAUUGGAGGAACAAGUUGCUAAGUUUCUGCACAUCAUUGGGCAUAAUGUCAAGAAUCGUAGUGUGUCAUUUUUCUUCUAUCGUUCUGGCUCGACUAUUAGCAGACAUUUUCAUAAUGUGUUGGAUGCAGUCUUAAGUUUGGAAUCAGAGUUCUUAAUUCAACCGUCCGGCACAGAGGUGCAAGAUCAUGUCUUGAACAAUAGUCGAUUCUACCCGUACUUCAAGGAUUGCGUGGGGGCCAUAGAUGGAACUCAUGUUCGGGUAAGGGUCCCUAGAUCUGAGGCUCCCAGAUAUCGAGGAAGGAAGGAUUGGCCAACUCAAAAUGUCUUUGCCGCAUGUGAUUUUGAUAUGAAAUUCACUUAUGUGCUAGCAGGCUGGGAGGGGACAGCAUCUAAUUCCAGAAUAUUGAAAGAUGCUCUUAUUAGAGAUGAUCCUUUGAUCAUACCUGAAGGCAAAUACUAUCUCGGGGAUGCUGGUUUUAUGCUAAAAAAAUCAAUUCUGACUUCGUAUAGAGGUGUAAGAUAUCACCUUAAAGAGUAUGCACAAAGAGGGCCACAAAAUCCACGCGAGCUUUUUAAUCUUCGACAUUCUUCUUUGAGAAAUGUAAUUGAGAGAACAUUCGGAGUGUUGAAGAAACGAUUUCCUAUCAUAGCAAGUUGA
This is a messenger RNA of Vigna unguiculata (cowpea), 1020 nucleotides long. Lineage: Eukaryota; Viridiplantae; Streptophyta; Magnoliopsida; Fabales; Fabaceae. The record is from RefSeq and is a predicted model, not a curated record.